GCAGCCGCAUUGGAUCCCACAGCCUAUUGUGAGACUCCGGUGUACAAUCCGGAUCUCUGCCCCAACAUGAUCGCGGCCCAGGCCAAGCUGGUUUAUCAUCUGAAUAAAUACUACAAUGAAAAAUGCCAAGCCAGGAAAGCCGCCAUCGCCAAAACUAUCCGAGAAGUCUGCAAAGUAGUUUCGGAUGUGUUGAAGGAAGUGGAAGUGCAGGAACCCCGUUUCAUCAGUUCUCUCAAUGAAAUGGACAAUCGUUAUGAGGGUCUGGAGGUCAUUUCACCCACAGAAUUUGAAGUGGUGCUUUAUCUUAAUCAAAUGGGGGUCUUCAACUUUGUGGAUGAUGGUUCCCUGCCGGGAUGUGCCGUGCUAAAGUUAAGCGAUGGGCGUAAAAGGAGCAUGUCUCUUUGGGUGGAGUUCAUAACAGCCUCCGGUUACCUCUCUGCUCGGAAAAUCAGGUCCAGAUUCCAGACCUUGGUGGCUCAAGCAGUGGAUAAAUGUAGUUACAGGGAUGUGGUAAAGAUGGUGGCAGAUACCAGCGAAGUGAAACUGAGAAUAAGAGAUAGAUAUGUGGUGCAGAUUACCCCAGCUUUUAAGUGCACGGGGAUCUGGCCAAGAAGUGCUGCCCACUGGCCACUUCCCCACAUCCCCUGGCCGGGACCCAACAGGGUAGCAGAGGUCAAAGCUGAAGGGUUCAACCUCUUAUCCAAGGAGUGCCACUCUCUAGCAGGCAAACAGAGUUCAGCGGAGAGUGAUGCCUGGGUCCUGCAGUUCGCAGAAGCAGAGAACAGACUACAGAUGGGAGGUUGCAGAAAGAAAUGCCUCUCGAUUCUCAAAACCUUACGGGAUCGACACCUGGAACUGCCAGGCCAGCCCCUGAACAAUUACCAUAUGAAGACUCUGGUUUCUUACGAGUGUGAAAAGCACCCCCGGGAAUCGGAUUGGGACGAAUCUUGCCUGGGCGAUCGCCUUAACGGAAUUUUACUGCAACUUAUAUCCUGCCUACAGUGCAGGCGGUGUCCUCACUACUUCUUACCAAACUUAGACCUCUUUCAGGGCAAACCUCAUUCAGCUCUGGAAAAUGCUGCCAAACAAACGUGGCGACUGGCUAGAGAGAUACUUACUAAUCCUAAAAGUUUGGAAAAACUUUAGAGGACAAUUUUAAUAAGGGCCGAAAUGAUUCCCAAGUCCUGAUGAAAAUUAAACUUCCUGUUUGAAUCACAGUCAAAUAUUCCACUUGACAAUGCAAACAAUAGCUUAUUUAAAAAGGAA
This is a messenger RNA of Vombatus ursinus (common wombat), 1266 nucleotides long. RefSeq names its product mab-21 like 1 (gene MAB21L1). The record is from RefSeq and is a predicted model, not a curated record. The coding region runs from base 67 to 1146 and encodes 359 amino acids. NCBI's taxonomy places the organism in Eukaryota, Metazoa, Chordata, Mammalia, Diprotodontia, Vombatidae. The transcript has a single exon.